Melanaphis sacchari is the source of this 1492-nucleotide messenger RNA. RefSeq lists its product as uncharacterized. Gene Ontology annotation, molecular function: protein binding. NCBI's taxonomy places the organism in Eukaryota, Metazoa, Arthropoda, Insecta, Hemiptera, Aphididae. Bases 419 to 1492 code for a protein of 357 amino acids. The transcript is spliced from 7 exons. The record is from RefSeq and is a predicted model, not a curated record.
GCUUAUUAUUACGAACGAAAUUUCUUAUUUCACGUCUUCUUUAACUAUAGGACGAUAUGUACCCAAACGGGCCAAAUAUACCAGUUAUUACCUCUAAAUUCAUGUUAUUUUGAAUCAUAGCCGAUAUCAUUUAUUGUGAAGUGUGAUUUGUGAAUCCUGAUCGAAAUUUUCUUCUUUUUGUACUUCAAACAAAAUUUAAAUUUAUCAUUUUCGUGUUGUUGUAAUAGAAUACAACUGCCGUUUGCAUUAUAAUAUUAAAUGUGAUAGAACAUUUACACACACACACACAUAUAUAUAUAAUAAUUAUAUAUAUAUAUAUUAUAUAUCAAUAGAAAACAUUUUUCAACGCCAUCACUUCUUUUUUUGAAACAACAGGACGAUUUCAUUUGUGCUUUAAAGUGUCUUUCCAUCAAUAACAAUGCCCAAGAAGAAAGUAAUUUCUCAUGAUGAACCUGUACCUGCAAGACCUCAUAGAAACAUGAAAGCCAAAGUAGUAUUUGAUCCAUCUGAUAAUCAUAUACCGAAGAAGAGAGCUAAAUAUUCUUAUAAAAAUGAUAAAUCUAUAGAAGUCACUACUGUAAGAAAAACUACAAGUGAUAGAAGAAGAAAACAAGAUACUACUAAGGCAAAAAGUCUUCGAGUUAAUUCUAUAACUGAAUCAUUAGAUAGUUCGUCAACUGAAAUCAACACUAUAUCUCCAGUAAAUUCUCCAGUAAAAAGUGCUACUCCUGAAGUAACUAAGGAAACAUUAUCAAAAAUGUGUUAUAUGUGUUCAAAAAUUUUAGAAAAUAAAGAAUUACUUGAUUGUCCAAUUUGUUUGAUCAAAGCUCAUAAAGACUGUCUAAUAGUGGAUGAGCCCGUGUGGAAGUUCAAAUUAGAUUUAAGUCCUUGGCUCUGUAAACAAUGCAGAAAACAAAACUGCAGUAAAUGUCUCAAAGACGAAGGCCUGAAGGUAAUGUAUCACUGUGUUUCUUGUGAUGUUGGAUUACACAGCAUUUGUUAUGAAUCAUAUGAAAUUAAACCUUUACAUAAAGUAGAACCUGAUAUGUAUGUAUGUAUCCCUUGCAUGACUUUGGCUACUCAAAUAAACCAAGAAGAAGUUGAAGUAUUUGAUAUUAAAGAUAAUGUUGAACAAUCACACACAUCUAGUAUUAUGUCUUUAUCGUCUGAUGAAGAUGACACUUGUUCUAGAAGUAAUAAAUCAUAUAGUUCAUCAGACUAUGAACAAUACGAUGAUUUCCAUGAUAAUGAUAUCCCAAAUGUAUUGAAAUGGAAUAAAGAUCAAUUGUUUGAAUAUUUAUCAGAACAUUUACCCAAAGAAAUUAUUGAUCAACUAAUUAAUUGCGAUAUUGAUGGUCGCUCUCUACAAUUACUUCAACGUGAUGAUAUCGUAUCAAACAUGGGUUUGAAACUUGGACAUGCAUUGAAAUUUUAUAAACAAGUGCGAAUUUUACAGUCUCAAAGUACAUUCAAUCGCUUAUUUUGGGAAUAA